AUGGCUGUAAAAGGAUUAGGGGGAGUUGACAAGCAAUAUGAUGGUUCCAAAUUAAGGAUUGGUAUUAUCCACGCAAGAUGGAAUAAGAAAAUCAUUGAUGCCCUAGUAGAAGGAGCAGUUAAAAGACUCAAAGAGUUUGGUGUUCUUUCUGAAAACAUUGUAAUUGAAUCGGUUCCCGGAUCAUUCGAGUUACCAUAUGGUUCAAAACUAUUUUAUGAAAAGCAAAAGAAUAUACAUGCUCCUCUUGAUGCAAUUAUCCCAAUUGGGGUAUUAAUCAAAGGAUCAACUAUGCACUUUGAAUACAUUUGUGACUCAACUACUAAUCAAUUGAUGAAAUUGAAUUUUGAAUUGAACAUUCCUGUUAUAUUUGGGGUUUUGACUUGCUUAACUGAGGAGCAGGCUGAAGCCAGAGCUGGGUUAAUAGAAGGAAAGAUGCACAACCAUGGCGAAGAUUGGGGUGCUGCUGCCGUUGAAAUGGUUUGCAAAUUUAAAUAG
Molecule: messenger RNA, 495 nt
Organism: Lodderomyces oxycetoniae
Lineage: Eukaryota; Fungi; Ascomycota; Pichiomycetes; Serinales; Debaryomycetaceae
Gene: RIB4
Product: lumazine synthase
Exons: 2
Coding region: 1-495 (164 amino acids)
Biological process (GO): riboflavin biosynthetic process
Cellular component (GO): riboflavin synthase complex; mitochondrial intermembrane space; intracellular anatomical structure
Molecular function (GO): 6,7-dimethyl-8-ribityllumazine synthase activity
Source: RefSeq, a predicted model, not a curated record